Scheffersomyces coipomensis is the source of this 1929-nucleotide messenger RNA. Its product is annotated as U4/U6-U5 snRNP complex subunit. Bases 104 to 1771 code for a protein of 555 amino acids. The transcript has a single exon. Lineage: Eukaryota; Fungi; Ascomycota; Pichiomycetes; Serinales; Debaryomycetaceae. Gene Ontology annotation, cellular component: precatalytic spliceosome; U4 snRNP; U4/U6 x U5 tri-snRNP complex. The record is from RefSeq and is a predicted model, not a curated record. Gene Ontology annotation, biological process: spliceosomal tri-snRNP complex assembly; mRNA splicing, via spliceosome.
UUUUUUUUUUGCCAGAAGAAAUUGAAAAAUGCAAAUUAAAAAUCAAAAGGUAUAAGCAACAUCAACAACCACGAAAAACAGCUACAAUUUAGUUCAGAGAAAGAUGGAGGACUAUGAACAGGAUUUGUUAAAUGAUUUCGGUAGUGAUGAUGAAAAUGAAUCAAAUGAUGAAAUUGAAAUUGAACCACUGAAUCAGGAACAAGAAGAACUACCACAAGAUACUGAUGUUCAACCUACUACUGAUCUUACAUUUGAACAAAAGUUAGAUGAUAUAAUACGAAACCAUACUUUGCAUAACUCCUAUCAAACCAUACUAAAUCAAUCUAAUAUCGAAGAACUUUCCGAUUUAACUAAGUUUUCCAAAAUAUUACCUUUAAUACCUGAUAUCAAAGCUAAAAUUACGGAAUAUUCCUUUGAAAAGGAAGAAGAUGAAGAUUAUUGGGAAUUGAUCAAUUCGUUACAGAAUGAUAAUGAUAACAAUGAACCCCAAUCGAAUGAAUAUAAAUUCAUUCUUAUGAUCAAUGAAUUAUCCACGAUUAUAAAUCAAGAAAUAUCAACCUUCUAUGCUUUAAUUAAAUUACAAUAUAAAGUUGUGUUCCCCGAAUUAGAAAGUUUAAUUAUAAAUCCUAUCGAUUAUACCAAGAUCAUUUGUAUUAUAAAACAAGAUUUAACUAAUAUUAAACAAUAUGAAGCUGAAUUAAAGAAAUUCAUCACCAAUGAAAAAGUAUUGAUUAUAAUCAUGGCAGCUUUACAACAAGUUAAAUCUCAAUUUGAAUUGAAUAAUCAAGAUUUAGAUAAAAUUUUAAGUUGUUGUUUAUUAGUAUUGGAAUUAGAUGAUUUAUUACAUCAAUUAUCAACUUUCAUAUCUCAAAAACUUUCAAAGAUAGCUCCUAAUAUCACCGCUAUUAUCGGGUCCAUCACUACAUCUCAACUUUUAAUUGCAACCGGUUCGUUAAAACAAUUGGCUUUAACUCAAGCAUGUAAUUUACCUUCUAUUGGGGUCCGGGAUUUAUCAUCACAAACUAAAACUAAAUCAAAGAAUAUACGACAGACUGGAUAUUUAUAUCAUUCAGAGUUAGUUAAAUAUUUACCUGAAGAUAUUCAACGAUCAGUAAUGAGAAUUGUGAGUGGGAAAAUCAUAUUAGCAGCUCGGAUAGAUUUAUCACGAUCGAAUCCAAAUGGUGAAUUUGGAGAUAAAUAUCGUCAAGAGAUUGAUCAAAAGAUUGAGAAAUUAUUAGAACCACCUCAAAAUCAACCUGAUAAAGCCUUACCAUUACCUACUGAACAAAAAUCGAAAAAGAGAGGUGGGAAAAGAUUUAGAAAGAUGAAGGAAAGAUUUCAAAUGUCUGAAUUAAGAAAAGCUCAGAAUAAAAUGGAAUUUGGUAAACAAGAAGAAUCAAUUGUCGAUGGUUAUGGUGAAGAGAUUGGAUUAGGUAUGAGUCGUCGUUCAAAUGGGAGUGAUGGAGGAAGAGUUGGUGCUAUCAAAGUUAAUACUAAUACCAAUGCAAAGAUGUCUAAAGCUAUGACUGUGAGAUUACAACAACUGAAUAAAUUACCUGGUAUUCAAAAGAGUCAUAGUAUAUUUGAUGAAGAUUUCGAUAGUAUAAUCUUAUCGAAUCCCGCCAAUAAGACGUCUCCAGCAAGUAAUGGGACUACUACUACAUCCAGUAACAAUGGAUCCACUUCAAGUACUUCUACUUGGUUUGGAGGAAUUACGAAUCAUAAAGAUGACGAUAGUUCAAAUGGGUUAAAAAGGAAGAGAACAGAUUAACUUUGUACAUGACUCAUUCCUAAGGAAUAAAUAGCAUAAAUAAUAAUACAAAAUUUACAGGGCAUAUACACAUUUGUUUGUAGAUAUCAUGAAUAUCAACCCAUUCAACCGUAUGGUUCCAUCUACCCCCUAUCAAAAACUCUAAUCUUGUCAAUAUA